Colias croceus (clouded yellow) is the source of this 659-nucleotide messenger RNA. RefSeq names its product piggyBac transposable element-derived protein 4-like. The annotation marks the transcript as partial. The transcript has a single exon. NCBI's taxonomy places the organism in Eukaryota, Metazoa, Arthropoda, Insecta, Lepidoptera, Pieridae. The record is from RefSeq and is a predicted model, not a curated record.
UCAUUCUGGAUGAUGCUGGGCAUCAUAAUAAUGCCAACCGUCACCAGUUGUUUUUCAACUCACCCACUUUUAAUGACCGAAGUAUUCAAACGGAUUUUCAUCCGAAAGAGGUAUGAAAAUUUGGUGAGAGCUCUCCAUUUUGUAGAUGCCGACACAGAAAACUCAGAUCGACUAAACCGAUUAAGACCUAUAAUAUCACAUCUAAAUGAUAAAUUCCAGUCUAAUUAUGUAUUAGAUAAAGAUAUUUGCAUAGACAAAAGCUUAACGCUUUGGAAGGGGAGAUUAGAUAUAAAACAGUACAUAAGGUCAAAAGCUUCGAAGUUUGGGAUCAAAACUUUUGAAUUAUGUGAGAGUGUCACCGGCUACCUUUGGUCGUUUAUUGUGUACACAGGUAAACAAUCCUCAGCAGAAUUAGUACAGGAACAUGGUGUGCUUAAAAGUACAGCCGUUGUUAAAAAACUCAUGGCACCUUUGCUUAACCACUCAACGGUUCGACGCCUCCUGGAGGCACUCAACGGUCAACACUCAACGGUCGGGCGCGCUCAAAACAUCCUUACGUGGUCAUUGGUUUGGCCUCUCGCGCGUACUCCCGCUCGCGGGCGCGCAAUCGGCUUGUAAUGAAGAUUUCUCAAAAAUGGCAAACACUUAUAAAAAAUAAA